Acromyrmex echinatior (Panamanian leafcutter ant) is the source of this 1446-nucleotide messenger RNA. RefSeq lists its product as uncharacterized. The record is from RefSeq and is a predicted model, not a curated record. Gene Ontology annotation, molecular function: nucleic acid binding; zinc ion binding. Lineage: Eukaryota; Metazoa; Arthropoda; Insecta; Hymenoptera; Formicidae.
AUGUCUACCAAUUCGGAUUUGUAUUACCAAUACAAAUCCGAAUUAUACUGUGGUUCUUCUAGUCAACAGGCAAAACCUGUACAUAAGGAACAAACAGAAUUAUCUAAUAGACACGAAUCUAUAAUCAAAACUGUGACAGUACCACCUACUAUCUUUGCUACAAAAGAUGAGUUUGUUAGAAUUUGGUUUUCAUGGAAAAAUGAUUUCUUUGUUUAUUUGAAGAAUAUUGACAAAGCUGAAGACAAAAAACAAAUGUGGGGUUUCAUGCUUUUAAAUCGUAUGGGUCCCAUUGGUCAAGAGAUUCAUAGAACAUUUCAUUUCUAUGGAGAAGAUAAAAAUACAUUAGAUAUAGACAUAUUAAUAAAGAAAUUUGAUCUUUAUUGUCUAUAUAGAGAUAACAAAAGAGGCAAUAAAAACAUCGACGAAUACAUACAUGAAUUGAAGUCCUUUGCUAUAGCACGGAAUUAUAUUGAUCCUACAAGGAUUGUGAAAGACAAAAUUAUACAAGAUAUGAGUUCCCAGCAAUUCACAGGAAAAGCUGCGCUUCUCAUAGAAAGUAAAGGAGAAAAAUUGAUACCAUAUUUACAAUCACUAAAUUUGUACCACAUCACUUUGUUCUGGAAACAAUGUGAAGAUUUAAUGACACAAAAAAUCGACGAAAUUCCAAAACAGAAUUUUCAACAGAAUUCUACCUAUGCUAAAUCUGCUACAACAGAGUCUACAUCAAUGGAACAGAAUCAAAAUCAAUGUACAACUAUUUGGGGACAUCAAUGUCAAUUAUGUUUUCCCAAAUUAUGUUGUGUCCAUUGCAGUAAACAUUGUAAACAGUUCAAUUAUUACACGGAUAAUUAUAAAGAUAAGUACAUAUAUGACUGUACUAAAUGCGGAAUGAGUCAUAUUCGAUCACGUUGUCCAGCAUACGGCGAACUGUGUAUAAAAUGCAACAAAAAGAAUCAUUUCUCGAAGAUGUGUCGGGUUCCUGUUGUAAUAAAUUGCUCUAAAUGUGGUAUGAACCAUGCAAUAUCAAAAUGUCCAGCAUAUGGUCAAAUAUGUCGUCAUUGUAAUAAACUGAAUCAUUUGGAAGAAAAAUGUCGAUUAGCCAAGUGUGUUUAAACAUACAAAGUGUCAUCUACUGAUAAAUUUUAUCAACAAGAAAGUUAUAAAAUUGAUGCAAAAUUUGUUAUAUCUAUUAUAUGUAUAAUUUUUGACGACAAAUGCCACAAAAAAUAUAACAGAUUUGUUUACAUGGCUUGACAGCAGAUUAACAGCAGAAAUGGGAAUGUAUGAUUUUCAAAAUUCUGCAUUACGAUUUUAUACCUACAUACUUUCAAACAUUUGUUAAGAUUCUAAGUAACUACAUCUAAGUAACUGCAGCGACCAUACUGAAUUGUGGACAUAAGCGAGAAAUGACACGUUAAUAUUUGUUAUAUGCUAUUUCUAAAUAAA